Messenger RNA from Folsomia candida, 1239 nucleotides. RefSeq lists its product as uncharacterized. The coding region runs from base 433 to 1098 and encodes 221 amino acids. NCBI's taxonomy places the organism in Eukaryota, Metazoa, Arthropoda, Collembola, Entomobryomorpha, Isotomidae. The transcript is spliced from 4 exons. The record is from RefSeq and is a predicted model, not a curated record.
UUUUAUUGAUGAUUUAUUAAUUUCAUUCAUUCAUUUUGAAACACGUUGUACAUAAAUAAGGUUUGCAAUAACGCUACAUUUUUUAAGGAUGAAGUCAGAUGAAUAUAUAUCAUAUUUCGCUACAUAUUUCCAUAUCGGAAAAGUUAUUUUUGUGCAUACGACUGUUUCCACUAAUUAUGUAAAACAUGACACUUGGACAGUUUAUCAUGUAGAGAUUAGAAGCACAAAAGAUAAGAUUGUUCAGUAAAUGAACGUAUCUAUUUAUUUACACAUCCUGUCCAUCGACGCCACUGUUCAAUCUUUCAUAACGUAUCAUUCAUUCCGCAAUUUUUUUCUAUUACCAUCAAAAUAUCGUUUUUCACAACGUUUGUAAAGCUACAGCCACAUAUUUUAUUUCUCCGUCUCAGCUAUUUAAUCAAGCAUAAGUACAUAAUGGAGACCCUGGAAAAGGCAGGAAACGGCCUCCAAGUGUACACAAUGCCCAACGCUAAUUUUUUCUCGAUUGAGUCUGUGGUCAAUGGUUCGCAACUUGGAACCACAAUUCCUGGAAGGAUAUCAGAAGGCAGUUUAGUUGUACCGGUCACAGCGAACCCGGCCAAGCUCACCUGGUCCGCAGACUAUUGCGGAAUUCCAGAAAUAGACAAAAUGGAUGAAAAAGGGUUUAUCUUGCGUAACACGAGGAAAAAUACUAUCCGUCGGGUCAGCGACACCAUGGAUUUGGUGCUAUGUGAGGACAAACGUACGGGACGGAUUUGCCUGCAAAAGUCACCAGAGGACGCUAAGUCAACCAAUUCUCUCCAAAAACUGGAUUUUGAUAGAGCUCACAAAUACUUUGAGUGGCUUCCUGUCCGAGUGAUUAAUGGGAAUGGGGCAUUUCUGCUCAAAAACUUGGCCAGUGGAAAAUGUCUGCAAAAUAUGGGGGUCGGAGCAGAACUUGCGUUAUCUUCGCAGGACAUGGAAAACAAAUCUCAGUGGUGGCACAUUAUUAAUACCGACUCUUCUGUACACUUUGAUGACUUAAAAAAUGCAGGGAACCCCAAUCAAGUUAGAAAUGUAGGUCGACCUAAAUUUUAUUGUGGUGAUGAAGACGACAAUUAGUUUGAGUGAACUAUCUACUUAAUCCAAAGUAUGCACCGUUUCUUUUUGAUAUUAUGUGUACCUAAAUAUGCAUACAUACUUACUUACAUAGGUAUUAUGCAUGUCGAUAAUAAAUAAUCAAUUUAUGAUAUUUAUACUUAA